UGCCCGCCGCCAUUGGCAUCCCGCCCCGUCCAGAACGCUUGAUGAAGGAGCCGGAGCUCUGCACGCGCUCCGCAAACUGCGGGUGCCCUCUGUGCCAGCGGUCCGUCGGGCUCGCGCGCCCAACCUUCUUUGAGCCUGAGCCUGCCCACCCUCCUCCGACUGCCGGCGUCUGCCUCCGCCGCGCGGGCUGCACCUGCGCCUACUGCCUCAAGGAAUCGCAGAGGCUGCCCGCGCCGGUCCCGGACGAGCACCACCCGCCCGUCCGCCGCUCCUUCGUCGACGAUCCGCUGCUGCCGGAGGAUGGCGGGGAUGACAACCUCUCACCUCCUCGCUUCGUCAUCUCCGAGGCGCCGCAACUGAGGCGGCGUCCUCCGGCCCAGCCGCCUCCCGCCCAGCCGCCUCUGGCCCAGCCGCCUCUGGCCCAGCCGCCGCCCGCGCGCGCCAAGAAGGCGGGCGUCGGGCGGCAGAUGCAGCGGCUGGGGCACUUUCUCACCAACGACCACCCCGACUACGGCGCCGCUGCCGGCGAAGCAGGGCACCGGUCCGCGCCUGCGAUGCGGAGGGUGCUCGAGCGGCGAGGGAGGGAGAUGGAGGCGCUCAAGGCGGCGGCGGCGGCGGCGGCCUGCAAGCGGAGCGGCGGCCACAGCGACCCGCCGAGUCUGCGGCUGCCACCGGAGGCGCCGCCCGCGCCGCUCUCUUGCCCCUCCUCGCCGCGUCACCGCCCCGCGCUGCAGCCGCUGCGGCAGCCUCGCCCCGCGCCUGCGCCGCCGCCCGUUCCCCCGCCGGCGCCCGCGCCUCCUCCGGCGCCGCCGCUUCCCGAGGCGGAGGCGGAGCUCCCCCUGCCGCUUGUGCCGCCGCGCGGCCUCUCCGGGAGACGGCUCGGCUCGGCUGGCCUCUGCUGCGGCCGCUCCUCGGCGUCGAGCGCAGCCCGCUGCUCCGCCGCCUCCGCCUCCGCCGCCGCCGCCGCCAGCGGUGCCGCCACCACCGCCUCCUCCGCCGCCGCCGCCUCCUCCGCCGCCGCCGCCUCCUCCUCCUCCGCCGCCGCCUCCUCCGCCGGCUCGUGGAGGGCGUCUCCGGUGGGCGGCUCCCUCGACUCCUCCCUCGCAGCCUCCCUCGACGCUUCCCUCGCCGCCGACCCAGCGGCACUCCUCGGCCCGCCGCCGCCGCGCGAGCCGCGCUCUCGGCUCGCCGUCGGCGGCAGCCUGCCCCCCGGCAGCCUCGCCGCCGCCGGCCUCGGCACGGGCAGCGCGCUCGCCGCCAGCCGCUGCGCCGGCGCGGGCGCAGGCGGCGGCGGCGUUGGCGGCGGCGUUGGCGGCGGCGUUGGCGGCGGCGUUGGCGGCGGCGUUGGCGGCGGCGGCGCUCCUCGAGCGCGAGGCGUCUGCGCGCCGUCGGCCGUCGCGGUCGCGGCGGCGGGGAGGGCGGCCAAGGCGGAGGCGGCGCGUGCCCGCGCCGCUCGCGCCGCGGCGGACGGGCAGAGGAGCGGCUCUCUGCACGAGGCUUGGACAUGUCCCGGACAUGUCCCGGACCUGUCCUCGAACGGGCAAAGGAGCGGCUCUCUGCGCGGCUCCGCGUCUCGCCGCUCCUCGACGCGCGCCUCCUCUUCUGCCGACGCGGGCGCGGCGGGCGGAGGCUGCUGGUUCUCGGGCUUGCGGCUCGCGCCGAGGGCGUCUGCUGCGGAGGCGGACGCCGCCACAGGGCCGGCAGGGCCGCCACCAGCAGGGGCGCCACCGCCCGCCGACGCGGGAUCGCCGCCGCCGCCGCCGUCGCUGCGCCGCUGGGCGACCAGCGCCGCGGAGUCUGUCCGCACGUCCUCCUUCUUCCGGCCCUCGCAGCAGCAGGGGCGCCUCGCCCGCGGCGCCGCGCCUCUUGGCGCAGACGCGGGCAGCGGCAGCAGCUGCGCGGUUCGCACGGGCGAAGACGACGCUGCGGCGCCGCCCUCGCCGCGCCUCGGCCAGGGCCUGGCCGCCGCGCUGGGCAUGCCUCGCUUGCCGCGGAUGCGCAGCGCGCCCAACGCGUACGCCCGGCGGGGCGUGGAGGUCGGUGGCACGGGUCAUGGUGCGAAUGCCGUCCCGCUGGCUGAAUCGUGCAGGUAGGCUGUGCGGUGAAACUUACCCGGGUGUAGAGAUGAAAUGUUUGGUCAUUUGAAGAGGUUCGUGGCGGGGCCGGGGGCCCUGUUUGAAAGCCCCGUCGACCGCUC
Messenger RNA from Emiliania huxleyi CCMP1516, 2197 nucleotides. RefSeq lists its product as hypothetical. Lineage: Eukaryota; Haptophyta; Isochrysidales; Noelaerhabdaceae. Bases 42 to 2093 code for a protein of 683 amino acids. The record is from RefSeq and is a predicted model, not a curated record. The transcript has 2 exons.